Trichomycterus rosablanca is the source of this 1316-nucleotide messenger RNA. RefSeq names its product sialic acid synthase-like. The transcript has 6 exons. The record is from RefSeq and is a predicted model, not a curated record. Gene Ontology annotation, molecular function: N-acylneuraminate-9-phosphate synthase activity. Gene Ontology annotation, biological process: carbohydrate biosynthetic process. NCBI's taxonomy places the organism in Eukaryota, Metazoa, Chordata, Actinopteri, Siluriformes, Trichomycteridae. The coding region runs from base 16 to 1095 and encodes 359 amino acids.
UAUAAAGUGAAGAAGAUGGUGCUGCAGUUUGAACUGUGUCCUGGCAGGAUGAUCGGAUCUGAUCACCCGUGCUUCAUUAUAGCAGAAAUCGGACAGAAUCAUCAGGGAGAUUUAGAGAUCGCCAAGAAGAUGAUCAAGCUCGCUAAAGAUUGCGGGGCAGACUGUGCUAAGUUUCAGAAGAGUGAGUUGGAGUAUAAAUUUAAUAAACGUGCCCUGGAGCGCCCUUACACCUCCAAACACUCGUGGGGAAAAACGUACGGAGAGCACAAGCGUUACCUGGAGUUCAGCCACGAUCAGUACAGAGAACUGCAGCGCUACGCUCAGGAAGUUGGCAUCUACUUCACCGCCUCUGGCAUGGACGAGAUGGCUGUAGAAUUUCUUCACGAAAUUGACGUGCCUUUUUUUAAAGUCAGCUCUGCAGACGCCAACAACUUCCCCUACCUAGAGAAAGCCGCUAAGAAAGGUCGGCCCAUGGUGGUCUCCAGUGGUAUGCAGUCUAUGGAGACAAUGAGGAGAGUCUAUAAGAGUGUAAAGAAAGACAAUCAGAAUUUCUGUAUCCUGCAGUGUACCAGUACAUACCCACUCGAACCUGAGGACAUCAACCUGCGUGUCAUCACGGAGUACCAGAAGGAGUUUCCAGACAUCCCGAUUGGUUACUCUGGGCAUGAGACUGGCAUUGCUGUGUCGGUAGCCGCAGUGGCUCUUGGUGCCAAGGUGCUAGAACGUCAUUUCACUCUGGAUAAGACCUGGAAAGGAAAUGACCAUGCCGCCUCUCUUGACCCCUCUGAACUUGCUGAGUUGGUACGAUCUGUCAGAAUCGUGGAGCGAUCACUAGGUAGCAGCGUUAAACACAUGCUGCCCUGUGAAAUACCCUGUCAUGCUAAGCUGGGUAAAUCAGUGGUGGCGAAGACAGCAAUUCCUAAAGGAACUGAGCUGACUCUCGACAUGCUGACAGUAAAGGUGGCCGAGCCGAAGGGCAUUGCUCCUGAGGACCUUUUUGAUCUGGUGGGGAAGGCAGUGACUCUGGACAUCGGUGAGGACGAGAGUGUCACAGAGGAAGCAGUGGAGAACUAUGGCAAUCAAGCUGAAGAGUGAAGGAACUCUUGCUGGUCACACUAGAACUGGUGCCAUCAACCUCUCAUGCCAACUAUAAUCAACUAUAAUAAAUCAAAAAUUAAACAGUUUAUGUAACUGUCAUUUUUUAACCUUUCCAUCCCUUCUGUAACUCAUUACGUGCUCAUGAACCCAACAAAACAAUGUUUAAUAGUUAAAAUAGAAUGAAUAGUUUUACCAAUAAAAAUGCUUUCAUUAUUCAA